UCUCUGUGAUUCUCUGAUUCUGACUGAAGACGAAAUUCUGGCGAAAAAAGGAAUUUUAUGGAAUGGAAAGUGAAAUUACAGGGGAAUAUUCUUCAAGCAUAUAAAAAUGUUCACUCGAUCCAGAUUGUUUUUCUCCAGGACCAUCCCAUUACGCAAUGUUUUUAACGUGGAUUACCUAAACAAUACAUAUAAUAAACCCCGGUUUUUAUACAGCAUAACGACUACAAGAAGUCGGUCUACUACUCCGCUGAAUACUAUUGUCAUGUUCGUUCCACAACAAGAGGCAUGGAUUGUGGAGCGUAUGGGUAAAUUUCACAGGAUUCUUGAACCAGGACUGAAUCUUUUGUGGCCAAUAGUAGAUAAGAUUAAGUAUGUACAGAGCUUGAAGGAAAUUGCUAUUGAUGUUCCGAAACAGAGUGCCAUCACAUCGGACAAUGUUACAUUGAGCAUUGAUGGAGUGCUGUAUCUUCGUAUUAUUGAUCCUUAUUUAGCCUCAUAUGGAGUUGAAGAUCCUGAGUUUGCUAUCACACAGCUGGCUCAAACUACUAUGCGUUCCGAACUUGGUCAAAUUUCACUGGACAAGGUAUUCAGGGAGAGAGAAUCUCUGAAUGUUGCCAUUGUUCAUGCCAUCAAUAAAGCUAGUGAGGCUUGGGGCAUCACUUGUCUGCGAUAUGAAAUUCGUGAUAUCAAACUGCCGACUCGUGUGCACGAGGCUAUGCAGAUGCAAGUGGAAGCUGAGCGGCGGAAAAGAGCAGCCAUCUUGGAGUCUGAGGGAGUGCGCGCGGCUGACAUUAACGUCGCCGAGGGCAAGCGGCAAGCUAGAAUAUUGGCAUCAGAGGCUGAAAAACAAGAACAGAUAAACAAGGCGUCUGGUGAGGCACAGGCUAUGCUUGCUGUUGCUGAAGCUCGUGCCAGGGGACUGAAGCUUAUUGGAGGUGCUCUGGCUCAACAGGAUAGCAAGCAUGCCGCCUCCUUGACGCUGGCUGAGCAGUAUGUGUCUGCAUUCAACAAACUAGCGAGAACCAAUAACACACUCAUUCUACCGGCGAAUGCAGGAGACGUGUCCAACUUAGUGGCUCAGGCAAUGUCAAUAUAUUCAACAGUGACAGCACACAACACACAAGCCAAAACACAGUCUGAAAUCUCGGAAAGUUAUGAGGAGCCUCUAGUCAAACUUAAUGCUAUAACAGAAAAGGGGUCUACCUUGGCUGGCCCAGCUAUCGCCAAUUAUGAUGACACCUUAGCAGAAUACUUCUCAGAUGAUGAAGAACGGGAAAAGGCAUUAAGGGGUCUUAAAGAGAAAAAAGACUUACACUCACAACCGCAAAGUAAACUAGAUAAACUAGAAAAAGAUACAUAGAAUUGUUAUUUAGUGCCAGUCUUCAUAUUAUAAACCUUUCAAACACCAGCAUACUGUCAAAAAAUUAUUCUUUAUUGUCUUCCAAAAAUAUGUUUCAUGGUUUUCUUAUAAAGUAACAUCGGCCAAUUGAAAUAAUAAAUAUAGUCUCUAGUUUUUAUGUGUUGAAGUUCUAUAAAUACAAUGCAUGUUUUUAAAAAAUAUAAUUUAUUUCUUAAGUUUAGAUAUGUGGUGUUAAAAAGGUUUCAAAAACCCAUUUACUCUGCAUUUCAAGAUGUUGCUGUGGAACUUUGUUGUGUACCUCUGUGCAUUAGGAACUAGUUCUGAAAGAAAACUAAAACAAUUGCAAUGAAAUGCAUUUAUUUUAAUACAUUGUACAGUACAGUCAGUUCCAGGCGUAACAAAAUGUUAAUGUACAGAUAUGCGAUAUUUUUAAAAUAAAUCAUAUCUCAUUAGUUGGUCAUCUUAAGUUAUUUAUUGUGAAAUAACUGAAGAAAAUAAAAAUAAACUAUUAAAAACAUAAAAAAAUAAAUCUUUUCAACUCAUGUUUUGAUUUUCCAUAAUUCCUUUACACUUUUUAUUUUCGACUAGCCGCAAAUUCGAUAUCAGUUUCUAUAAGCUACACUACACUACAACAAAGUUAUAAAAAAAUACAAAACGUUACUAUUCCGUUGCUUUUAGCAUAACUAAAGUAAUAAUUAUUUAGUAAAUUAUAAAUAACAAUCAGUUUACUGUUUUGGACUGCCUCGUUGGCCGAGU
Molecule: messenger RNA, 2116 nt
Organism: Spodoptera litura
Lineage: Eukaryota; Metazoa; Arthropoda; Insecta; Lepidoptera; Noctuidae
Gene: Stoml2
Product: stomatin like 2
Biological process (GO): mitochondrion organization
Cellular component (GO): membrane; mitochondrion
Source: RefSeq, a predicted model, not a curated record